Messenger RNA from Colletotrichum lupini, 2061 nucleotides. RefSeq lists its product as uncharacterized. The transcript has a single exon. NCBI's taxonomy places the organism in Eukaryota, Fungi, Ascomycota, Sordariomycetes, Glomerellales, Glomerellaceae. The coding region runs from base 1 to 2061 and encodes 686 amino acids. The record is from RefSeq and is a predicted model, not a curated record.
AUGUUUUCCAACGUUCACUUCCAUCACAACCUGUCCAGAGUGUGUCUGUUCUUUGUCCUGGCCAUUAAUGCCAAGGCUUCCAACGAAACCAAUACCACAAAUCAGGAGACAGUCGGAUGGAGGGCGGGUCCAGGUACUCGGGGGACCCUCAAUCUGGUUUGGAGUUGCGCUAUUACCAUAUUUGCUUGCACUUGGACGGUUACGCACCUCAACUUACCUGGUCCCAAAGACACCACAUUUCAGAAACUCUGUCGUCGCGUAAAGUGGAUGGCGAUCAACAUCAUUUUCCCCGAGUUCAUCCUUUCAAAGGCCAUCUGCGAUCUUCGACAGGCUCUAGACGAACUGCGACAGUUCGGCGAGGUCCUACCCCAUAUCAGACAUCAGAUAACAUCGGUUGAACGCCUCGAAGUUCCCUAUAGCUUGACCGUCGACGAGCACCGUUUUUGGAAGGUUGAGUACCCGCCCUACUACAAAAUAAUCUAUCGGUCUCUUUACCUUAAGUUACCUUCGUUGAACUCGGCUACUACGGUAUCACAUGCCGCAACGACUGAGUCGGCGCCGGAGAAUGUUCUUAACGCAGAGACGAGACCAACGGGACAACAGGCAGAGACCAGACUUCCAAGUCGAGUCCACGAGGUCCCACAAUUAUGGACGAUUGUCCACUCCUACUAUGCCCAGAUGGGUGGGAUCUUGAUCCCUUGGGCAAAGGGCAGUUCAGGGUGGGCCUACAAAGUCCUCACUGCCACAAAGUUGACACCGGAGUAUGAGUGGGACAGCCGCCAAGGACACCCCCUAAAAUACUUGAUACUAGGUCGAGCGAGUAUACAAGACAAAAGUAAAGCAGAUUGGUUGGUUAAGAUUCUUGCUGUUACUCAAAUUCUAUUGCUUGUUCUUAAUGUAGUAGGCCGUGGAGUAGCAAAAUUACCAGUCACACAACUCGAGCUUGCUACGGUUGCGUUUGCUAUUAUGGCAAUUCUAACCUAUUGGGCCAGCUGGUGGAAGCCAAAAGACAUCUCAGUACCAACUCAUAUUCGAUAUGGACCUUAUGGGGAGUGGGUGUCUACGCCCAAGAUGCGGCAGCUUUCGCUCUGGUUUCGCUCACCUACCAAGGCAGCAGAUAUCAAAAAGCGCCGAGAUUUACACGAAGGAAAUCGCAUUCCUAAUGACGCUACUUGGAUAGGAUCCAGAUCCUCUUCGAUGGCGAUCUUCCUAGCGACCUCAUCCCUCGUCUUUGGCGGCGUUCACUGCCUUGCUUGGAAUUUCGAGUUUCCAUCUGAAACCGAGCUCAUGGCUUGGAGGAUCGGAUGUAUUAUCACUGCAACGUUGCCUACAGUCACCCUCGGUAUCAGCUUUUUACUGAGCCAUCUUUCGGUCAAAAAGUUCCCUACACAACGGCAGAGGAUCAUUAUUGAGGAGCUCGAUAAGUUACCUGUCAUGUCUCAAGACUGGUGGAACCGCCUCCUGGGCCUUCAGGAGCAAUUCCGGGACUUGAACUCAACAACAGUUUACGAACCUAUGGUCUCGAAUGUAGACGAAUCAAAUGACUGGAAUCAUCGUGUUACGGAAAAUUUUGAGGGGAGUGCGUUGGAAAGAUCCUGGAAAGACCGGAACAUCGGAGUCUGUCGUGACUUGGUAGCCUUUCGGAAUCAAUGGACGAAGGCCCUCGAGCAUACCAAGCUCGAAGCUGACGAUGUAGAAGAUUGGUACAACACGGGUAUGUUACUCAGGCAUUGUUGGAGGAUAUUGUCGGGGCCAAACUUCCACAAAUUUUGGCGGCGGCUCGAAACAUGUGAUGGCAAGUCGCCGGACUGCCCCACUCCCGGUCUCCAGUGGCUAUCCUACAUUGAACAGUUGUCUAACGCAGUUGAGAUUGCCGAGAGCCGAUGUGAGAAGGAACUUGUGUUCUUCCAAAAGAUCAUCCCGAGGGCUUCGGAAGUUCUCUCGAUUAUCAGUUAUGUCAUUUAUUUAGUCGCGCGUCUUCUAACCAUGGUCUUACUUUUCACCACCUUGAGAUCGGCCCCGGUAAAGGUUUACCAAACGGUUACAUGGCUAAGAUAUUGA